This is a messenger RNA of Cladocopium goreaui, 1005 nucleotides long. NCBI's taxonomy places the organism in Eukaryota, Dinophyceae, Suessiales, Symbiodiniaceae. The record is from the annotation of a GenBank genome assembly.
AUGCUGUGUUUGCAUUUCCCCCCUCUGUUGUCCAAGGAUGACUUCGAAAGUUUGAGAGUUCUUGGCAAAGGAAGUUAUGGCAAAGUCUUUUUGGUGCGCCACAAGGACACAGGUGGUGACAAGCUCUACGCCAUGAAAAUGCUGCGGAAGGAGCACGUCUUGAACCGUUGGCGGCUCAAGUUGGGCGAUCCCGAAGUGUUGGAGCACGUGUCUCACCCUUUCAUCGUUUCCCUUCACUAUGCCUUUCAGACGCCCAAGAAGCUUUAUCUGGUCCUGGACUACUGCCCUGGCGGGGAGCUCUUUUUCCACCUCAGCCGUGCCGGACGAUUCUCAGAAGGGCGCACGAGGUUCUAUACUUGUGAGCUACUUCUGGCAUUGGAGUACUUGCACAGCCUGAACAUUAUUUUCAGGGACCUGAAACCAGAGAACGUGCUGCUGGAUGAACACGGUCAUGCAAAGCUUACAGAUUUCGGACUUUCGAAAGAAGGCAUUUGCGAUAACUUCUCGGCCCGAACGAUGUGUGGUACCCCUGAGUACCUUGCACCAGAACUCCUCGAUAGCAAAGGUCAUGGGAAGGCAGUGGAUUGGUACUCGUUAGGCGCUUUGGCCUACGAGAUGUUGACUGGCUUGCCACCCUAUUACACUCAGGACCGGAAUUUGCUUUUCGAUCGAAUUCGCAGAGCUCAGUUACAAUAUCCGCAGUACAUCAGUGCUGUGGCCAAGGCUUUGCUACAAGGCCUGCUAACAAGACAGCCAGAAUCCCGUUUGGGAGGCGGCCCAGAAGACGGUGCUGAAGUCCGAGCGCAUAGUUUCUUUGCCACGGUGGAUUGGCAGGCCCUGUAUCAGCGCGUGGUGACGCCACCUUUCAAGCCGAAGGUGGCAGGUGCUGGUGAUGUUUCGAACUUUGAGAAGGAGUUUGUGGAUAUGCCUUUGGGCGUUUCUGAAGCAGACGGGCGUCCUGGUGCUGGAGUUCACUUCGAUGGCUUCACCUAUCAGGGUGAGUGA